Molecule: messenger RNA, 957 nt
Organism: Dromiciops gliroides (monito del monte)
Lineage: Eukaryota; Metazoa; Chordata; Mammalia; Microbiotheria; Microbiotheriidae
Product: olfactory receptor 4K2
Exons: 1
Coding region: 1-957 (318 amino acids)
Biological process (GO): G protein-coupled receptor signaling pathway
Cellular component (GO): membrane
Molecular function (GO): olfactory receptor activity; G protein-coupled receptor activity
Source: RefSeq, a predicted model, not a curated record
AUGGAUAUAGGCAAUAAAUCUACUGUGUCUGAAUUUGUAUUGUUGGGACUCUCCAGUUCCCGGGACCUCCAGCUGUUCUUCUUCAUGGUGUUUUCUCUGUUUUAUGUGGCAACAAUGGUGGGCAACUGCCUCAUAGUCAUCACAGUCAUCGCUGAUUCCCACCUUCAUUCUCCCAUGUAUUUUUUGCUCACUAACCUCUCCCUCAUCGAUAUGUCUCUAGCUUCCUUUGCUACCCCCAAGAUGAUUACAGACUAUCUUACUGGACAUAAAACUAUCUCCUUUGAUGGCUGCAUCUCCCAGAUUUUUUUCUUGCAUCUCUUUACUGGCACUGAGAUUAUCCUGCUAAUGGCCAUGUCCUUUGAUAGAUAUAUUGCCAUAUGCAAACCCCUUCGAUAUGCAACCAUUAUAAGCCCCCGGGUGUGUAUUAUGCUUGUAGUGACAUCCUGGGUUGUGGGUGUCAUGCAUUCAAUGAGCCAGGUGGUAUUUGCUCUUCACUUGCCUUUCUGUGGCCCCAAUGAGGUAGAUAGCUUUUUCUGUGACCUUCCUGUGGUAUUCCAAUUAGCCUGUGUAGAUACUUAUGUACUAGGAUUCUUCAUGAUCUCCACAAGUGGCAUCAUUGCUCUAUCCUGCUUUAUCCUCUUAUUUAACUCCUAUGUUAUUGUUCUAUUAACCAUCAAACAGCAUUCCUCUGGAGGGUCUUCCAAGGCACUUUCCACCUGCACUGCCCAUUUCAUUGUUGUCUUCAUGUUCUUUGGGCCAUGUAUCUUCAUCUACAUGUGGCCAUUAAGCAGUUUCUUGGUGGACAAGAUCCUCUCUGUGUUUUACACUAUCUUUACCCCCAUCCUGAAUCCAAUAAUCUAUACACUGAGGAACCAGGAGGUGAAGACGGCCAUGAGAAAACUGAAAAACAGAUAUCUGAAUUCCAACAAUAUAGCACAGUCACCUCAUUACUCCUAA